This is a messenger RNA of Gaeumannomyces tritici R3-111a-1, 5573 nucleotides long. RefSeq lists its product as hypothetical. NCBI's taxonomy places the organism in Eukaryota, Fungi, Ascomycota, Sordariomycetes, Magnaporthales, Magnaporthaceae. Bases 306 to 4583 code for a protein of 1425 amino acids. The record is from RefSeq and is a predicted model, not a curated record. The transcript has a single exon.
CAGACGCGUCCAGAGGAAAAAGCUUCCUGGGCCGCAGCUUCCAUCUUCAGCUGGUGGUGGGAUUUGGCAGCUCGACUUUUGCGCCUUCCCUUGCGCAUUGAGUUCUGCCUUGUCUCUUCCAGCCUCGCGUCUGCUUCUCUUCACUUCUUCGUCCAUGCUUUUCCUGCAGCAUUGCAUGCGUUUGUAGAUACCCCCCACGCGACUCUGCUGAUUACUUUCCCUCCUUCUAACGCCUCCCCUCCCCUCCUGUGCCCUCUGAUAUCCCGACUGCGCCCGGCCUUCUCCUUCCCUACCCGGCCAUCGCCAUGGCGGGCAACAUGCGGCUCCGCCUCGUGGUUCGCCGCCAUGGCCUACCCGAUACGCGUGUUCUCUUCAGCAUCUCCCUCGACGGCGAUCCUACUAUAGCCUACUUCCUCGAGCUUGUCAACGCCACGGUCCCCCUCGAGUCGGACGAUUGGGGCCUCGACGACUACGCCGUCGAGCUUCGCAACCCGGCCGGAGGCGCUUUUGAGGCGCUGCACUUCCAGACUGUGGCUUCCAUUCUGCAGCAGGACGAGGAGGUCUACAUCCGCCCGCUACUAACUCCCGACCUCAAAAAGCGUCAUGUCAGCGGCAGACACCAGAUCAGCAGCGACGGCAAGCAUCUGGUCGACGGCGUUCCCUUCGGUCGUCCUUUGUUGCGCCAGCCUCGCGAUCGCCCUGCCAUCAAGAUCCCGCCCCGCAAACGCCGCAGAAUCCUCGCCGAGGACCCAGACUCCCCAGCCGCUGAAGACGACUGGGACGACGACGACGAGGACGAGGACUUUCAGCCUUUGCGGCUCACACAAAACGGAGAGCCCCCCUCGUAUCUCGGGAAUGAGGAGCAGCAGGAUGACAGCUCCUCGGCUGAUGGCGACGAGAAUGACAUGGACCUUGACGAUGACGUCUCGGAGAUUGAUGAAGACGAGCUGUCUACUAUUCUGCUGGACAAUGACGAGGACACUGGCCAAGAUCUUGCGCCAGCACUGCUCGCCCCCUCUGACGAGCAGGGUCAGCCGGCCGAAAAUGCCAAAACUGAGACGGAUAACGAGAGUGAUUCCGAUCAGCCGGCCGAAGAUGCCAAGACUGAGACAGACAACGAGAGUGAUUCCGAUCCCGCCAUCGUCAACCUCAAGUCCAGCAUGGCCGUCGCAUUUCCUGACGCACCCCAGGCCACGCUCGACCGCGCCUUUCGCAAGUGCCAUGCUCGCAACGGCACCUACGUCGCACGCAAGAUCUUCAAAUGGCUUAAGAAGCGUCAUGUGCCUCAGCUCAGCUACCACCGUGUAAAGCGCCACUAUCGCACCAAAGUCAGGGACGCCGCUGUGUCUGCCUUGACCCAAGACGUGUACAUGCAUGAGCCGGAUGCCGAUAGCGCUGAUUCUCUCACGCACUACCGCGACCAGCACGAGCGCUCGAGGCCGCAGGCCUUCUCAGAGCUCCUCCUCCAUGACGAUGAGGACGAGUAUGCUGAUGAUGAGUCUGACUACGCAUCAACCGGAGGAGGGAAUCACGAAUCCAAGAUUGAUUCCGAGGGCGAGUCGGAAGUCGAUGCUCAUGAAACCCCAUUCGGAUCGCCCGCCGCCACAGGACAGCCAGCCAAGCUCGAAUCGGGUGCAGACUCUGAGUCUGGCAGCGACGGCCCCGCCGAUUCUGAUGAUGGUGAGAGCUCAGACAGCUCAACACAUGACAACCACGAAGGUGACAGCAGUGAGGAUAAAGGCGAAGCCGCCGCCCGUGCACGUCUCCCUUCAUCUGACGUGGCUGCGAGCGACGACAAAAGCGGUGGAGAUAGCUCUGCCUCUUCUGACGACUUGGACUCGGACGAUUCUGUGGACGACCAAGCAGCCGCAAUCCAGAGUCCUGCUUCGGAUGGCGGCUCCGGCGAGAACCAGAGUAGCUCCGACGACAGCUCCUCCAGCGCAGAGAGCAGCUCCUCCAGCGCAGAGAGCAGCUCUGAGGACGAGGAGAGCGACUCGGACGGCGACGGCGAAGGCGAAUUCUCGGACGACGAACAGCCAGAGGAGAUGUCGACCCGGCCUCCCACCAGCGCCCCGGCUACCGCUGCCGGCCCUAGUAGCUCACAGCAGCCGGUGGCUGGGUCGGUGGCCCCGGUGCAGGACGAGGCAGGCGAGCGCGAGCCGCAUGUAGCGGCUGGACAGGGGAAGGCUAAGACCCGGAACCGCAAUGCUAGACGGCGGCGCGCGAAGAGCCUACUGCUUCAGAAUAGCAUCCUCGAAGAGCGCAAGAAUGCGCUGCUGGCCGCUAUCGGUUGCGGCCCAGAGUCCCCUUCGCCCCUCCCUCCAGUCACUGGCCCGGGCAAAAGCCCUCCGAUGGAGCCCGCCGCUGCCGCCCCAGGCUUGGGCCCAGCCUCCUCCGACAGCGGAGACGAUGUCGACGACCUAUGGAGCACCAAGAUCAACUACCAGGGAACCGAAUGUGCCGCGGAAGAGAUGGUACUGAGUCAGCCGCCCUUCCCCUUCGUCCAGCGCUGGGAUCCCUCGCAGCGCUCGCGCCGCAAGAGGAAGCAGCGCCAUAACGCGGACGAGCGCCCUGAGAAGAAGCCCAGGUUCGCGGACGCGCCCGAGGAGGCGGUGGAGACGCUGAACUACGACGACGUCGACACGGGCGAUAAGGACGCCGAUGUCGCUCAUGAGACAUCGUAUGACGACAGCCAGAUGACGGACUGGGACGACCUCCCAUCACUGCCGACAGACCUCACCACCCUGCCUCCCUUCCACCUGAGCGACGCCCGCGUGUCCAUGAUCGUCACCUGGAAGAAGUGGCUGCUUUCCGAAGCCACCAAAUGGCAGCCACAAAUUGUCGACGUCACUGCCGUCAUUGGUAGAAUAAAUGAAAACGGCCACACUCUGGAUGUCAUGAUGGCGAAGCGAGACCGUGCCCAAUUCUCCUCUGCCAAGCAGUUCGAUGAGGAUACGGGACAGCGCAUCUAUAGGAAAUUUGAGCCUCCCGACUUGUCCGACGACGAGAUAUGCCCCGACGCAGAGCAGUUCUGGGCCGAGGGUUGGGAUACCAUCACCUUCGAGGACAUGAUCGAGCCUCGCAUUCUCCAGGCCCCAUUGCCCAGCUUCGACGACAAGCCCACAACCCUAAACAGCCAUGACCUCGUGCACAAGUCCACGAACCUUCGCAUCUCGGAGCAUGUGGACAGCUCGGUCGUCGUACCUGACAGCCAGGCGCUGCGGAGCGUGGGCGACGCCACCGAGGGCAAGUCGGCCACCCACGGCCAACCGGACAAGGAACCAGAGCAGGGCAUCAGGGCCCUGGAUUCGUGUGUUCCCGACACAAACCAGGACAUUGUCACGGGCCCAUCAGCCUCGCGCUCCCCCCACGCGGCCCAAGUCCCCUCCGACGGCGACGCGCUCGUGAUGGAUGACGAGCUGAUGGCUUCUCAUUACUCAGCAAACACUGCUGCCGCAAAGACGAACGCGCUCAUCGGCGGAUUGGUGCUCGGACAGUACAGCUUCCCCCCGGGUCAGCCGGCGGAUGAUUCGGAUAGCCCUUCUCGGCAGUUAACCGGCAAUGCUGCCCCCAUCCCCGCAGGCGACGUCGCACCGGAUCAAGUGAGCUACCCUCAACUCCACGUCCCUUCAUCAUCAAUCGGAAGCGUCCGUAGCGGCCGGCAGCCCGACGCGGACGACAACAUAGAUAUGGCACAAGAUGCAUUUAGCAAUGCCGUCGACACGGACGACGAAAACGAGGACCAGGUCGAGACUCCACGAGCUAGCAAGAUUAGCGAGCACGAGGCGGACCAAGUCCCGCAAACACCGUCCAAGUCGGACAACAAUGCGGUGGGUUCAGCUCCGUCCAGCUCAUCGUCGUCUCUGCCGUCGAUUAGCACUCUUUGGUUCACGUGCUCGACGUCUCGAAACACUCAGUCGCCGUCUAGGACGACGCAGCAGUCAAUCCUCGGCGCCAAGUCGGCGCAGGCUGUCAAGGGCAACGCCGAGUACGAGGAGGCGAUGCGGCGGCUCGACGCCUUCAGUGACGAGGAUGAUGCUGACGAGGACGCCCUGCGCGCCGAGCAGGACAAGGCGCCGUCUUUAAUCAAGCAGAGCAAGAGCCAGCCGCUGGCCUCGAUCGAAACCAGCCACCGGCCCCAGCAGGUCAAGACCGAGAAAGUCAAGGCGGAGCCGAGUAGCAUUGCUACGGCCGUCUCGCCGCCCUCGCGCUCGGCCAGAGGCGCCAUUAAGGGAGCGCUUUUCAGCACGAGCGCCGCCAAGAAGGCCGCCCCAUCCCAGCCUCCCCCCGAUGCCGAGAUUGUCCUCUUGUCUAGCAGCCCUGAGCCCGUCUUCGAGGAAGACUAUGCCGAGGAUGAGCUUGACGAGGACUAUGAAGCCUCUACGUCCCAGCGGAGCAGCACGCGCAACACCCCGGGUUACGCAACGGCGACGCGCAAGACCUUUUCGCGACAGCCCAGGGCGGACCUGGGAGGCGCCAGCGCGCCGGCACGGGCCAGAAGCGCCGUCUCGGUUCUUGGCGGGAUCUCGCGGGGCUCGAGAAGGGUCUCGUCAAUGGCGCCGCCACCGUCGUCCUCGUCUUAGAGAAGCUGGAAACCCCAAUGGACCCAUCAGGCCCCAGACGAGACGAGAAUCUCCCCGAAGGGCUGGAAUCUUUGUCAGGAGUAGGAACUCUCGAUAGAGGCAGAAGGCCUCUGGAAACCUCUGGAAAACAUAUCACUGUGACCGGCAGGCCAGGGGGUGUUUUUUUCUUGUCUAAUGUAUUACCUGUUUGUUUAUUCUUUGUAUGUCUGCGAUGGUGUUCCGGUAUUUUCAUCAGGGGCCUGGCAUAGCCCUGGUGCUUUUCGUGGCCCCAUUCCAGGGCGCGCUCAACGAUUUCUACUCGCGUUGUUUUUGUUCUCUGGCAUGCCCACCCGGCCCAUUCGUCCUGCUUGCACAGCCUGCGUUCUUUCCCACCAUUCAAGCCGUGUCUUUUGUUGAUACCUGUACUUUGUUUAUCUGGCGGCGCUUUUCAGGCAUUUUCGGAGCUGGUCUGGUUUUAUUGCUGCGAGGUUUAUCUUGGUCUUCUCGAGGACUGUCUUACCCCCCAGACUUUCCGCACCUGACCUCCCAGCCCAUGGUCCAUUUUUUUUGCGAUCAAUUCUGCUGUAUCCAAAGGCAGUCGUUUGGGAGUGGACAGUUUGCGCGGCGGGGGACAGCUCCCAUCGGUUGCGCGUGGUCAGCCACCAUGCUACCUCAGUACCUAGUUUUAUCAGUUGGGAACUCCCUAGGAGGGUCGUUGUCUUGUGGCAACCGGCAGCGUCUUGAUUGCGUGUGCCUUCUCAGGUGGCCGACGCGCCUUUGGUAGACCCGUCAACCUCGGAACAACUACGUGCCAAACACUGUCCCGUCCCUUGCUUGGUGGUCGCCAUUACAUCCCAUUUGCACAUUUACUGUCUGUCACCAGGAGAACGAGGUGCAACUCGACGAGCGGCUGGUUUAUUAAUAAGGGCUAAUGAUGUGUGCCAAACUUUUUACAGGCGGGCGGCCUUGUCCCCGAGCCCGAGUCCGUUUCCACCUCUCCUCUUGUGUGAG